AUGAACAGCGGCAUGAGCUUUGGCUCUGAACUCGCUGAUGUCUGCCUGUCCAGUUUCUCGACACCGUUUCGUGCUUAUGCUGCCAUCAUAACAGCGCCCGCGUUUGAUGGGGAAGAAGUCACACCAGUAUACGAGUACACAACCACCUAUGAGCCAAGCGGAAGUGUACGCGAGACAUCGGUCAUUUCAGAUGUCACAACGCUUGCAACUGGUCUAGCCGUGGCCGAUCCCGUCAUAGUGAACUGGCAGAUAGAUGAUGUUGACACAUUUCCAAGCGAGUACGUCAAGUCUUUGGUUGCGAGGUAUAGCGUACCCGCACCAGCCGGCACGUCCACACCCACAGUCAACGCAUUGGAGCCAACAACCGUACCCGCACCAUCAUCAUUACCCGAUGGUCUCAGUACCGGUGCCAAGAUAGGAAUUGGAUUAGGGGCGGCGGUUGCUGCCGCUCUCGUCGGAGGCUUGCUGAUAUUUUGGUGUCUACGACGACGUCGGGAAAUUCAUGCGAACGAUGUUGUCAUACCGGAGAUGGAAGACCAGGACUUCACAAAGAGUCAGCGUAGGUGGUACCUGGGCGGUGGGUGGAGGAACGAAGCAGAUGCCCAGGCGACCCAGAACGAGCUUGACUCAAAGCCAGUGCAUGAGUUACAUCAACCACCGGCUGAACUGGAGGCACACGAGCCUGCUGUCGAAGUCGCCAACGCUACGCUAGAGGUACAGAGAAACAGCCUAGAGGGCGUACGCAAUGAUGACGGUCCUCACGAGCGAGCGUGA
Messenger RNA from Alternaria arbusti, 774 nucleotides. RefSeq lists its product as uncharacterized. The record is from RefSeq and is a predicted model, not a curated record. NCBI's taxonomy places the organism in Eukaryota, Fungi, Ascomycota, Dothideomycetes, Pleosporales, Pleosporaceae. Bases 1 to 774 code for a protein of 257 amino acids. The transcript has a single exon.